Molecule: messenger RNA, 1697 nt
Organism: Trichechus manatus latirostris (Florida manatee)
Lineage: Eukaryota; Metazoa; Chordata; Mammalia; Sirenia; Trichechidae
Gene: CTH
Product: cystathionine gamma-lyase
Exons: 12
Coding region: 125-1336 (403 amino acids)
Biological process (GO): transsulfuration
Cellular component (GO): cytoplasm
Molecular function (GO): pyridoxal phosphate binding; carbon-sulfur lyase activity
Source: RefSeq, a predicted model, not a curated record
AGUGUGCGUUUGGGUUUGUCGGAGUGUUUAAUCUCCCUUUUCUCCUAAUUCUUCUUUCUUCCACCCUGACGCCUCAGUUUCCAAAUUUUAUCUUCCUCGCUCUUUUCCUCUUUCGCAGCUCAACAUGCAGAAAGAAGACGUCUCUCUACAUGGUUUCCUGCCUAGCUUCCAACAUUUCGCCACGCAGGCCAUUCAUGUCGGCCAGGAACCGGAGCAGUGGAACUCCCAGGCUUUGGUGCCCCCUAUUUCAAUGUCCACCACGUUCAAGCAGGGGGCACCCGGUCAGCACUCGGGUUUUGAGUAUAGCCGUUCUGGAAAUCCCACCAGGAAUUGCUUGGAAAAAGCAGUGGCAGCACUGGAUGGGGCUAAGUACAGUUUGGCCUUUGCUUCAGGUUUAGCAGCCACUGUGACUAUCACCCAUCUUUUAAAAGCAGGAGACCAGAUUAUUUGUAUGGAUGAUGUAUAUGGAGGUACCAACAGAUAUUUCAGGCAGGUGGCUACCAAAUUUGGAUUGAAGGUUUCUUUUGUUGAUUGUUCCGAAACCAAAUUGCUGGAGGCAGCAAUUACACCAGAAACCAAGCUUGUUUGGGUUGAAACUCCCACAAACCCAAUCUUGAAGAUAAUUGACAUUGAAGCCUGUGCACACAUUGUCCAUAAACACGGAGACAUUAUUUUGGUCGUGGACAACACUUUUAUGUCGGCAUAUUUCCAACGGCCUUUGUCUCUGGGAGCUGAUAUUUGCAUGUAUUCAGCAACAAAAUAUAUGAACGGCCACAGUGAUGUUGUAAUGGGCUUAGUGUCUGUUAAUUCUGAGAAUCUCCAUAAUAGGCUCCGUUUCUUACAAAACUCUCUUGGAGCAGUUCCAUCUCCUCUUGACUGUUACCUCUGCAAUAGAGGUCUGAAGACUCUACAUGUACGAAUGGAUAAGCAUUUUGAAAAUGGAAUGGCAGCUGCUCAGUUUCUGGAAUCUAAUCCUCGGGUAGAAAAAGUUGUUUAUCCUGGACUACCCUCUCAUCCACAGCAUGAGUUGGCAAAGCGUCAGUGUACAGGUUGUCCAGGGAUGGUUGCCUUCUAUAUUAAGGGCACUCUUCAGCAUGCUGAGACUUUCCUCAAGAACUUAAAGAUAUUUACUUUGGCUGAGAGCUUGGGAGGAUAUGAAAGUCUUGCUGAGCUUCCGGCAAUCAUGACCCAUGCAUCCGUGCCAGAGAGUGACAGAGAUGUCCUUGGAAUUAGCAACACAUUGAUUCGACUCUCUGUGGGCUUAGAGGAUAAAAAAGACCUACUGGAGGAUCUAGAUCAAGCUUUGAAGGCAGCACACCCUCCAAGUCACAACUAGCAUUCUAGAACUGCUGUUAGAAGCUGCUUCUUGAGAAGAUCACAUCUGAAUAAUCAAAUGGAACAUUAAUGAGCCUUCCCAGAAUUUUCAAGUGAAAAUUUUAAAGCACCUCAUUACCUUUCGAAACUGUACCUUUCCAGGGAUCAUCUGUGUUAAAAACAGGUUCUUGUUUCUCUUAUUGUAAUUGACAGAUCAAUUCUGUUAAUAUCUUUUUCUUUAUUUUGCUACCCAUUUGAGUUUGAAGGAUGUGAGAUUUGUGCUGCUUCUGGGGAUCAUGUUCUUUUCUUCAUAGCCUAAGAUAUAUUUUGAUCAUAUUUACAAUACAAUGGUAAUUCAUUUUUGGUGAUUUCUGAAGAAUUUA